AUGGCUCCCUUCCGUGUUAUCCUGCCUCUAGUCUCGGUCCUGCAGUCGCAGCGCCAGAGAAGGUCCGCCGACCCCGAACAGAGCGCAGGCGCCCCGGAGGCACUUUCACAGUCUCACGACGGUCCGCCCAUCCAAUCCGAGCUCAACCUCAAGUCCGGUACCGACAUACUCCACUCAAAUGCGGGUCAGCCAACGCUUGGCGAGCAACUCGAGGGCGGCGAGGUUGACGACGAGAAGAACGAAGUCGUCCCCAAGUAUCGGUAUACCCCGCUGGUCUCGGGUAUCGCCAUCCCUUUCUGCAUCUUGCUCCAGAUACCGGGAUUGACGGAGCACUGGUAUAUCCGUACGUACGGCAACCAGAUCGUCGAAACGAGGGCCAACCCGGCCAUUCUCGAUGUUGGUAUCUGCCUCUCCAUGGCGUCGGCCGUGCUGGCUAGCAUGUGCCUCAUCGUCCGAUUCCUCGAAAAAAGGGUCUUACUAUCGACUAUUUUGUGCCUCGGAUUUCUGACCUUCCAUGACACAAUCAAUAUCAUCGCUGUCACGAUAUUUGGCGUUCAGCAUCGCUUCAAUGACGGGUUCACGUACGGCCAAGCCUUUUGGAUCACUGUCUGUUCUACAGUGGUAUCUUUUUUCACCAACAUAAGUUUGGUUUUCGACCUUCUUCGAACCGAGGAUUUCGAGCAAAGUGGUAGUGGUCUCACACGCAAGCAACGCUCGCUCGUCAUCAUGAUCAUCGUCUUCCUGUCAUAUCUCGCCAUGGGUGCCCUAGUAGAUUGUUAUAUCCUCAACCUUACGUUCAUUGACGGUCUCUACUUCUCAAUCGUCACCAUCGAGACUAUCGGCUUUGGUGAUAUUGCACCGACCACGUCGGGCGGUCGCGUCUGGGUCUGCUUUUUCGCGACUGGUGGCAUCAUCACUCUUGCCGUAACCAUCAGUACCUUCAGCGACAACAUUAUGGAGGCGCUGGAGACUGAGUAUCGCCACCGCGUCGAAGAGAUCAGGAGAAACCGACGAGAAAUGAAGAGGAUUCGAAAGGUCGAGGCCCGCUGGCGCAGUGCCGUUGAGUAUCGGCUGCGCGAUGCUCGUGAGCCUGUCUGGGUUCCCGAUCGAACGGACGCCUACAGUACUUGCCUGGGCAAGAUGGUUAAGCUUGGCUCUCGCGCGAAGAAGACGGUCAGCACGCCUUCGAAGAUACUUCGUCCCGCAUAUGGAAAGAUGCACAUGAACCUCGAAGCCCUUUCGCCCGCGCAGCUCCGCGAGACCGCUCUGGACGCCGGCAUGUCGCUCGAUACCGUGUGUCAGCACUACGCUCAACAUCAACGGAAGUUUUGUGGAAGGUCGACCCAUUGGAUCCAGGCUACCUUUUCCGCCGGCGUUCACCCCAUCCCGCUGGUGGACCAAAUCCCGCAAUGCGCCCCCGGCGUUUUACCCGUUAGCAGCGAUGCUAACGCGAUGACAACCGACGAAAACGCUGUUCAACAGGUCACGAAGGCGAGGUUCGCUGUCGCCGACCAAACGAAGGACAACGACUACAGGCUGUGGGCGGUAAAGGACCGCCCGACGAGGGUCCGGCGCUCUCAGUCCCGGGAGGAGUUAUCAGCGUCUGGACAAGAAUGGCUUGCAAUGUCUUAUGAUGACUUCCAGAAUGGCAUGGAACGAGAAGAGCAUAGACAGUUUUAUGCCAAGUUGGCCUUCGCGUGGACGUUAUUUCUGCUCUUCUGGCUGGUGGGAAGCGCCAUAUUCAAAGCUACCGAGAAGUGGAGCUACGGUACAGCGAUGUGGUUUUGCUUCGUUACCUUCUCGACGAUCGGAUACGGCGACUACCACGUCGCGACUCCAGCGGGGCGAGCCGUAUUCGUCGUUUGGGCCAUCCUCGGCGUCGCCACGUUGACAAUCCUCAUCUCUCUUAUUUCCGACGCAUUUUCUUCCCGCUACAAGAAUGCGUUGCACAUUGGUGUAUUCGAUCGCGCUGUAAAACGGUAUCGGAAACGAAGAAUCGCGCAAGAAUUGGCCAGCCGGCCCCGUCACGUCCCUGGCACCAUGCAGUCCGCGGAAAGUUCGGAGAAACCUGGCCUCAAGCGUGGCAUCCAGGCGACACGACUUGAACGUAGCACUUCCCAGUCGCGGCGCAAUGCAGACGCUCUUCUCGAGGCCCUACCUCGCGAGAUUUUGGGCUAUGCGCGCACGUUUCACGAGCACGUCCGUAUCGUCAUGUCUCAACCCUCUGGUCCGUCCGGCAGGAGCACUCGUGUUUCCACUGCUGGCGAUGUUCCCGAUGGCCUCCGGCGCCUUCUGGACGACAUCGCGGACAAGGAAAAGAUCAGCGACGACAUGAAACGCGAGAUACUGUCGGAUGAAGAAGCGAGAAACACGCUGUGUAUGCUCAGCCUGGAGAGCGAACUGGCUGCGAUCGUACUGCGAGUCCUCCCCAGCCUCCGUUGGAAGUUCGCUGAAGCCCUCAGAAACAUGAUCGCCUCCGCUGAGCGUUCCUUGGACGCACUGGCUGAACGCGACCAGCUUCAGACAGUCGGGUCCGCCGAAGCAGGAAACAGUCAGGUUGCAUUAGGCACAGAAUGCCGAGAUGUUUCAACCCCGCCUUCGAAGUGCUUGUAUGCAUGCGCAUCAGAUCCGAAACACGGGCGAGUAAGAGCGGACUCGGACAUCACCGUCGUGGAGGACGUCUCGCGCGCGUCCGGGUCGUUCGAUCGUCACUUCGACGCGAGUCAGCCUCAUGUCCAACCUCCGCAUCCUCAUGGACUCGUCAUAUCGAUGGGGAACGUGGUGGAAGACCCUGAGCCUAUGACGCCUGCCGACCUUCGUGCUGCCGCAAGGCGGGGAUUCUAGCGUUGGCGUUCGCGACAUGCGCAGAUGUCUUGUAUAUCGUCUCGUCGUAGAGUGUACCAUGGACCUCAACAUAUGUAUGAUUUUCAAGGUCUUGAAACUAUGAUAUAAC
Messenger RNA from Punctularia strigosozonata HHB-11173 SS5, 2953 nucleotides. Its product is annotated as voltage-gated potassium channel. Gene Ontology annotation, biological process: stabilization of membrane potential; potassium ion transmembrane transport. Gene Ontology annotation, cellular component: membrane. Lineage: Eukaryota; Fungi; Basidiomycota; Agaricomycetes; Corticiales; Punctulariaceae. Bases 1 to 2844 code for a protein of 947 amino acids. The transcript has 10 exons. The record is from RefSeq and is a predicted model, not a curated record. Gene Ontology annotation, molecular function: potassium ion leak channel activity.